Molecule: messenger RNA, 1940 nt
Organism: Rhodamnia argentea
Lineage: Eukaryota; Viridiplantae; Streptophyta; Magnoliopsida; Myrtales; Myrtaceae
Product: coiled-coil domain-containing protein SCD2-like
Exons: 17
Coding region: 88-1701 (537 amino acids)
Biological process (GO): cytokinesis by cell plate formation
Source: RefSeq, a predicted model, not a curated record
GUCUCUUCUCUCCGAGAAGAAGUCAGAAAGUCCUCGUUAUGGUUCUAUGAUCCAUCCCUCUUGCUCAACUGAACCACCGGCACGCAGAUGGAUCAGGAUCGCCCCUUUUACUCCAACUGUGCCCAUGGGAACAGCAAUGGAUCAUCAUCACCGGGGAUGUCGCCUGCUUCCACUUUUAAGCGUCCUCCAAACGUCCAAGCUGCUUCGCACUUUUUGGCUGCUGCCAUGAUGAAGAGGGCUGCUGCCAGUGAUGAAGAUGAGGAUCAUGAUGACUUUGAAUUCGGGUCUCCUUUUACUUCGUCUUAUCCCCUUCCCCACGGUAGCAACAACAAUGUCUCCAAUGCCAUUGAGGGAUUACGCUCGACUCCUGCUUCCACACUCGAGCGGUCGCCUUCACCUGCGCAAGGUGGGAACUCCAUGAAGUACUCUCAGACUAUUCGCUCCGAAUCGGCAGGAAGACCAUUCAUCUCCAUGCCUUCAACGGCUGCAGCAUCAGCAAUCCAAACACCAGUUCCGAUACCUCCUAUCCAAACUCCUAAGAGAAAAGCAAGAGCAGAUAAAAGAAUUCCUCUCGAUGCCCGACAACCCAACCUAAAUGACACUGGGAGUAAGCACGAAGUUUCUGCACUCCGUGAUGAACUUGACAUGCUACAAGGAGAGAAUUACUCAUUAUGGGAGAAGCUUCAACAAUCUGAAGAGAGGUGCAUCAAAGCAGAGGCCAGAGCCAGGGAGCUUGAAAAACAGGUUGCUAAACUUGGACAAGGUCUAUCCCUUGAUGACGAAUUUUCACGGCGGAGAGAAGAAAUCUUGCGCGAAAGAGAGGUUGCUCUAAAGAAUGGAAGAGACAAGGAAAUUGUAGCUCUUCGUUUGAAAAUGGAGAACUUGACGGAAGAUAGAGAAGCAGCUAUUGCCCAACUUCAGGAAGCAAAUUCUGAAGUGAAAGCUCUGCGCACGAUAGUACAUAGAAUGGUUUUGAUGCAGGAUGAGAAGGAGGAAGUUGUCUUGAAAAGAUGUUGGCUCGCUCGAUACUGGGGUUUAGCUGUAAAGCAUGGCAUUUGUGCUGAUAUAGCACAAUCAAGACAGGAGUAUUGGUCAUCUCUAGCUCCGCUUUCAUUCGAGAUGGUGAUUUCUGCCGGAGUGAAGGCUAAGGAAGAGUCCUGGUGUGCAGGCGGCAACAAUCCAGAUAGAAGAAAACUCGUUAAUGAUACAAGUGAUUUAACGGGUGAAGGAUAUAUCGAGAGCAUGCUCUUGGUUGAAGCCGGGCUGAAGGAGUUAUCUUCUUUGAAGGUUGAAGAAGCCGUCAUUAUAGCAAUGGCUCAAAGCCGAUCCAAUUUCGUUAGGCAAUCCACCUCAGAUUUCAUACUUCCUGGUGAUCUCAAAUUCAUCGAUACGUUUGAACUAAGCAAAGAGGAGGCUGAAGAUAUUCUUUUCAAACAGGCUUGGUUGACAUACUUCUGGAGAAGAGCUGUGGUGCACCAUGUUGAAGAAGACAUUGCCAGAGAAAGGCUUCAAUCCUGGAUCGGCUGGAGUGGGCAGACACCAAGUCCGCAUGAUGCCGUGGAAGUUGAGCGUGGUUUACGGGAGCUGCAGAAACUUGGAAUAGAACACCAACUUUGGGAAGCGUCUCGCAAACUUACCAACCGCCCUCCUCCUACAUCGCCAUCUAACGACAUUGCUCUCCUCCAUGACUAUGAUCAGUGAGUUACACCAUUCAUAUUCUCUUCAUUCCCGAACUAAGCUUACCCCAUAAUUUAUGCCCGUCUGAGCUGGAGCUACUCUCCACGUUCUCGUGCAUGAAGCUUGUUCUCAUCUUAUGCAUCAGCACAGACUGGCAGGUUGUGAUUUCGGUUGUUUGAUAUUCUAAGUGUGUGGCUCAAGAACACUGUAAUCUCCAGGUUAUCAGUCAUUGAUUCAGUCAAUAACAGAUGAAAAAAGACGUA